AUGGCUGAAUUCCCCAAAUCCCUUAUAGAGCUUGUUUUGGCAGCUCAAGAGGAACCUGAGAAACACCCUUAUGGAAAUCCCACCUCGUGGCCAGCAGCAAAAAUCCAUGGUUUUGUUAACUAUGUACUCGAGCAUCUCGAGCAGUUCGCACCAAAAGAUCAGACCAAACAGCAAGCGUUGAAAGAAGUCCAAACCGCCAUGAAUGUUCUAUGGCCACCGACAGGCGAGAAAUAUGAGCUACCAAAGCCGAAGCAAAUCAUCGCUCGAAAAUUGGAACGGCCUAAGGGUGGCCCAAAGGAGCUCAUAGUUGACCCGAAUAAUACGUACAAAGACACAUCGUACUGGAACCUGUGGUCCCAUUUGGGGGUGUUUUUAGGGCUGUUGGGCCCGGCGCCUCCCAACUCGGAGGUGGCUAAUUUCUACGCGCCCAUGACCGCAAUGUGGGGAUGGUGGUGCAUCAGCCUCCUCGAAGCCGAUAAGACCAGUCUGAGCAAGUUCGCGAUGACCCAGUGCACUUGGUAUCGGAAUCCUGGAAAACAGGACGAGUUCCUCCUGGGCCACUCCCUCGGAGGCCACGAGCCAAAGGCGGCAGAUCGCUGGGAGGAGAAAGUCCAACGAGCGCGAUAUAAUCUUAUUAAGGACCCUUUUUCUUUAGAAGAGAAUGAGUGGUCGUUCGAAUGUUCACCCUUGACAAAGGCCAAUGGUGCCUCAGACACCAAGUUCGGGAACUGUGCCGAAACGUAUCCAUUCACGACCUUCUUCUGGAAAUGGGAGUUGAGCCCGACCCAGAAAGAGCAGCUCUACGGACUUGCGCUGCGGAGAGAUUACUUCCCUCCAAGGCCCAAAGACGUUGCCAAGAUCACUAGAAACAAGUUCAAUAUCCGUAUGGCAAACCAGCAUAUGGUACCGCCUUGCGAAAACUGUGCGGAGCUGAUAAGACUUGGGCAGGGAGACAAGUUGAAAUUUGACCCUGUCGUCAUCCCCCAAACUGAGUAG
Aspergillus tanneri is the source of this 996-nucleotide messenger RNA. RefSeq lists its product as uncharacterized. The transcript has 3 exons. The coding region runs from base 1 to 996 and encodes 331 amino acids. The record is from RefSeq and is a predicted model, not a curated record. Lineage: Eukaryota; Fungi; Ascomycota; Eurotiomycetes; Eurotiales; Aspergillaceae.